GAAUGAGUUACGACAAGCAAAUCCACGAAGAUUUCAAAAAGUGGAAACGCAACAUCAACUUUCUGUACGAUAUUGUCUUAUCUCACGUUCUAGAAUGGCCGGCAACUAGUUUCGAAUGGACCGGAAAUUGCGACUCGGUUUCGAAACGAGACGUGAACCAAUACGAGGCACUGUUCGCUUCUCGGUGCAUGGAACCCGAAGAUACAACUAUCAAUGUGGCUCGAGUUGAUAUUCCGAGUAGUGAUAGCUCGUAUGAAUUCUGGGGCCGAGAAGAAGGUCCGAUAGUUCGGAAAAAUGACAGAAAGAGUAUUAUUCAGAAGAAGUUUGGGAUUUUUCACCCCGUCAGUGAGAAAGUUGUUGUCAAAUACAAGAUAGUUAUGCACGACCAGGUCAAUUCGGUUAACUCAAUGAAACAAAACUCAGACAUCUUUGCAUGUACAACUCAGAAGUCAGACUCAAUAUAUGUCUUCAACCACAACACAAAUACGAAAUCUCGUCAAGAAUUCUCUCCCGAUUUGAUUCUGUCUACGAGCUCAAGUUCAACGUCAGAAAACAUUGCCAAAACUAAGGCAGUCAAUCAGCAACAGUGGAAUCCAAAUGAUGCUGGAAAACUAGUUUCUUGUUCUAAAAGUUCUGACAUUCAUAUUCACGAUGUGCGUGAAAGUACUAACCCGAUUAUGAGUUUCACUCGUGAUAAUUCAAAUGUCAAAGGCUCGAACAGUUUGAAAAAUGAGGCUUGUUUUAAUGAUGUGCAUUGGCAUCCUUCUAUUAAAUCAGUGUUUGCAACUUGCUCUUCAGAUGGAAAUUUCCAAAUUUGGGACUCAAGGUCAAAAAACAAGUGCAAAUCAAGUAGUGAUGUAAUUGCACAUACUGAAGAAGUGUCGAGUUUGACCUUUUCUGGAUUUGACGAAAGUCUAAUGAUCACUGGAUCCAAAGACAGAACUCUGGCUCUUUGGGAUUUGAGAAAUUUGAGUGUGAAAAUUCACUCUUUGACUGGACAUGCAAAUGCAAUUGAAAAGGUGUCGUGGUGUCCUGAUACCGGCAUGAUUGUGGCCUCUAAAGACUCAGACAGAACCCUCAAUCUGUGGGACCUCUCUGCCAUCGGGAAAACAUCUGCAGAGUCUCCAAUGGAGGAACUGGUUUCUUCUUUUCCUCCUGAGCUGCUCUUCUCUCAUCGAGGACACUCGAGUAGAAUCACUGAUUUUAGUUGGAACCCGAUUGAGCCUUACUUGAUUGGAUCCGUUGCGCAAGAUAACAUCAGUCAGUUCUGGAAGCCAUGCAGUUCAGUUCUCUCUCUGGCACAAGCAUGAAGAUGAAAAGAAGCCAGCCCAAUAGAAAGUUAAAGUUUGUUUGAUAUGUGAUCUAUGAGUCCUUCAUUUGCAUUAGUUUGUUUUUACAAUUGUUGUAAUUUUUAUUAAACUGUGUUUGCAACCUUUCUUUUGUUUUUGCCAUUUUCUUUUUUUUAAUUGUGCUUUCGACUACUCUGUCAAAUUAACGCCAAAAAAUUUGCAUUUAUCAUAUUUGUCUGAGUUUACAAAACAGGCUAUUUUUGAGGCUCUCGGGGAUUUGCAAAAGACGUCUGAUUCGCAAUUUGAACUUAGAUUCCGCGUUUUUUGUCGGAUUUCACAGAAUUGCAUUGGAUCCCAUAACCAAUGUCAUCAAUUCAAGCAGUUCAAACUUUUAUCACGUUUUGUGCGCACUGAACUGCUAAAAACUAAGGCAUCAAAGAGUUUCAAUGCACCAAAUUUCAAGGCAGAAAUACAUGGGUGAAAUUGCAAAGAAUUCAAUUUGACGUGUUCGUCUUAGGGGUACACCAAAUCGAAGCUCAGUCGAAAACUUUGUCGUAACUUACUCGAACACACUAUUGGAACUAAGUAGAACACUAAAUCGAAAUGUAGUCCAAAUUUGUAUCGAACACAAUUUCGAAGAACAAUUGCGCAACUUAAUGAAAAACAAUUUUGGAAAUAA
Messenger RNA from Symsagittifera roscoffensis, 1968 nucleotides. Its product is annotated as histone-binding protein RBBP4-like. The transcript is spliced from 4 exons. Gene Ontology annotation, molecular function: histone binding; nucleosome binding. NCBI's taxonomy places the organism in Eukaryota, Metazoa, Xenacoelomorpha, Acoela, Convolutidae. Gene Ontology annotation, biological process: chromatin remodeling; regulation of DNA-templated transcription. The record is from RefSeq and is a predicted model, not a curated record. Gene Ontology annotation, cellular component: nucleus. The coding region runs from base 3 to 1310 and encodes 435 amino acids.